GGCUCUCUCUUUCUUGAGAAAGUUCCGUAAGUCCCACAGCCAAAAGCAUCUCUUGAAUUGAAUCUCAAACCCUAAUUAGAUUUGGUCUGCACGACUCUGAUUGUGAUGUUUUCUAUUAAUUUUUCAGCUAUAAGUCUUUGAAUAAAUCUUUAAACAAUCUUCUUCUCUUUUUUUUUUUUGAAAUCUUCAACAUAAUUUUGGUGUGAAACAAGAAAUUAUAAAAUUGGAGUCACCGGCAGGUUAUGAGUCAGCCGGAGGUUGUUUCGAUAUUGAAAAAUGUUGUUCGGUCGUAAAUCAGCGAGCAAGUUACAGCCAGUAAAUAGCCAAUCUUCGCCUAAAGCUAGCAAGAAUAACAAGCAGGAUGUUAAGCCAUCGUCAUCACCUAACGCUUCGUCACCUAUGCCGAUUAGAUCAUCUAAAUCAAUAUUAUCAAGACGUACAUCUUCGAAUUUGUCGCCUAUAGGCAUCCUCAAGAAUGCUUCUAUUAGAGAAGCCAAGAGCCCCAAGACUAGUAGCUCGCCUAAAUGGACAUGCAACUUUAUUCUUAUGGUCGAGCUUCGCAGGAAGAUCAUUACCUUUAGAGAUAUCAUUGAUCUUCCUCCUCUCGACGGCUCUCCUACUAUAACCGAUAUGGUGUUGCAUACAAUGAAAGAUCUCCAGAAUAUUUGUCCUGAGAUCAUCAACAGCUCACUUGUUUCGGAAAUAAGACGCGCAAAUGUCGAUAAGGUUCUUGACCAUUUCUUAAAUGCUUUGAAAUCCAUGGGAGAUUCAUGGAUCGAUAACUCCGAAUGGAUAGCUAAAUCUAAGUAUUGGAGUAGCAGUGUGGGAAAGAAUCAGUCCGAUCGACUAGUGGAAAAGGUGUUAGCAGCAUUAGAUGGACUGAUCAAGAUGUCGAAAGAGAGGUUUGAUAAGAUGGAGAUUGAUGAAAAGGAAGAAGAGAAGAAAGAUUUGAUCAGUCCACGGACUGCUAAAACACUGAGCAGUCGAGUUUUAUCUCCAUGUGAAUCAUUCUCUGAUAGCAGAAGCUCGUUUUGCGGGUCACCAAUCACGCCAAGAUCAGUUCUUCCAGAACCGGUGAUGGGUUCGCUGGGAAAGGGAGGAGACUUUGCAAACUCUGCAUCACAUCUUCUGUGGAAUAUGAGAGUCCAAGCACUUGAGAAGCUUAGUCCUGUCGAUGUUAAGCGACUCGCUAUUCACAUUAUGUCACAGAAAGAGGCUCAGGAACCAGAUCAAAGCAAUUUAGAAGAUGAAAUUAAUGUUGUUGAACAGAACAAGCUGAAGACCAAUGAUGUGAAUAUGGAGAAAGAAGAAACUGUUGUUCGUGAUGAGCAAGAAGAUACAAUCACGACACUUGAUUCAGCAUCUGAAUCCAAACUCAAUGUUUCAGACAAAUCUGCAUUCUUGCCGGAAUCUUUGCCACCACCUCCUUCUCCUCCUCUAUCCACUACAAAUACUGCAUAUUUGGAUUCUUUACCAUCUCAACCACCCCCACCACCACCUCCUCCUCCGUUGCGACCACUGAUUGCAAAGGCUGAUAAUGUGAGCAUAUUACCAAUGCCACCUCCUCCGCCACCACCGCCUCCACCUCCACCUCUGGCACCACUUCCAGGGACUGCAGCGGCACGACUACCACCACCUCCUCCACCCAUGAAAAACAGAGCACCACCACCACCUCCAAUGCCUACAACUAAUAGAGUAGUUAGUGGACCACUGCCAACACCACCUCUCAUGCCUCAAGCUAAUGGACCAGCACCGCCUCCACCACCGCCUCGAAUGGGUGUGUUGAGCGGAGCGGCUUGUCCACCGCCACCACCAGGAGCAGCAAGAAGCUUGCGGCCCAAGAAAGCAGCUACAAAACUAAAAAGGUCAACCCAGUUAGGGAACCUUUACAGAAUCCUUAAAGGGAAAGUAGAAGGUCGUGAUCCUGAGGCGAGGACAGGAGGCGGAAGCGGACGAAAAGCCGGAGUUGGAAGCGCUCCUGCCGGUGGAAAGCAAGGAAUGGCUGAUGCUCUUGCUGAGAUCACAAAGAAGUCUGCUUAUUUCCAGCAAAUACAAGAAGAUGUUGCUAAAUACAUGAAAUCAAUCAAUGAGUUGAAGAUUGAGAUCACUAAGUUUAAGACUAAAGACAUGACUGAGCUUCUUAGCUUUCACAGCCGUGUUGAAUCAAUUCUUGAAAAGCUAACUGAUGAGACACAGGUUCUUGCGCGCUGUGAAGGGUUUCCACAGAAGAAACUCGAAGCAAUAAGAAUGGCUGCUGCAUUGUUCUCGAAGCUGCACGGAAUGAUCACCGAGCUACAGAACUGGAAGAUAGAACCUCCUUUGAAUCAACUUCUUGAUAAAGUCGAACGUUAUUUCACAAAGAUCAAAGGAGAUAUCGACACGCUGGAUCGAACCAAAGAUGAAGAAGCUAAGAAAUUCCAGAGCCACAACAUCCACUUUGACUUCAAUAUACUUGUUCAGAUCAAGGAGACAAUGGUUGAUAUCUCAUCAAGUUGCAUGGAACUCGCAUUGAAGGAAAAGAGAGAUGCAAAGCUUGUGUCGCCUGAUGCAAAUCCUAGCAUGAAGAAGGCUGUAGGAUCUGCUAAAAUGCUGUGGAGGGCAUUUCAGUUUGCAUUCAAAGUUUACACAUUUGCUGGAGGACACGACGAUCGAGCCGAUUCUUUAACCAGAGAGUUGGCUCAUGAGAUCCAAACUGAUCCUCAGAACCCAUGAUGAUUCCAUUCAUCACACAUUCCAAAUAUUAUUCCUUUUUGCCCUUUCCAACACCUUAAAAAUGUUCUAAAAUGGAACGAUAAAAGAAAAAGAGUAUAUGUAUUUAGAGAUUUAACGUAUUGUUUGGCUUUUGAGUUUGUAGUUUUGAAUCCCUCUAAAAAGACUAGGAUUUAGAGAUUUCAUGGGAGCUGGGAGGUGCAGAUCCCUUGUUGAGUGAAAGACUUUAAAAACCUUUCGAGUCAAUCAAUAAAGGAGGACGUUUUUAUUGCC
Molecule: messenger RNA, 2982 nt
Organism: Brassica oleracea var. oleracea
Lineage: Eukaryota; Viridiplantae; Streptophyta; Magnoliopsida; Brassicales; Brassicaceae
Exons: 8
Coding region: 277-2712 (811 amino acids)
Biological process (GO): chloroplast organization
Cellular component (GO): chloroplast outer membrane
Source: RefSeq, a predicted model, not a curated record